AUGAAAGGCGACAGAAAACGAAAAAGUUCACAUUUUUUACCUGGUUAUGUAAAGAAAGUUAGUGAGGUGACACAAACUGACUACGACUAUGAUCUUCCAUCUACCUCUGCAGUGUAUGAAGACCAAGAAUUGAGCUAUGUGAAUAUUGAACUAGACUCUCCAGGUAGUCACAGGGUUUUACGACCAAGGCCUGAAAAAAAAGAAAGCAGUUUUGAUCAAAAUGAAAUCUCAGGCAACAGGAUAAUCAAUGUGGAAAAAAUGGUAGAAAUGUGGAAUAUAGCCAUUCAGACUCAUGCAGACGAAGAGGCCGAGGUGUGUGCAGUACCACAAUUUAAGAUCAACACAGAAGAAAAAUGGGGAAUUGGAUGGAAAUAUUCACUGAAAUGCCUCAAUUGUGGAUACAUCUCUCCUGUGGUGAAAUUAUACAAGGAAAUCACGACUGGCAAAAGAGGUAGGAAAGCAGCUGUAGUAAACAUCAACUUACAAGCUGGAUUGCUAGACAUGCCUUUAGGCAAUUCAAGGACUAGGCUUCUACUGGCAGAUUUAGACAUUCCCCCACCAGCUGAAAGUGGUAUGUCCAAGUUAUCCAGUUAUGUGAGUUCAAAGACAACUGACUUGAACAAUGAAAGCAUGAGAACUAAGGUGGAAGAGGUGAAAAAUGUCAAUAGACGAAGAGGUGCCUCCAACCCUAACGUGAUAAAUGGGGCUUUGGAUGGCCGGUACAAUUGUCUGACCAUAGGACACAGCAAGAAACCAGGACAAGGAGCAUCCCAAUCAAUCGGCAUUGCUUGUGAGACAAACACAGAUAAGAAAUAUAUCAUAAGUGCUGUGUUGCAAAAUAAACUUUGUUGGACUGGAGCGUGGCUAAGAAACACAGGCAUUACUGUCAACUGUCCAGGACACGAGGGAUGCACAGCAAAUCUGACAAGACAUGCACCUUUAUCUGAGAGAGAAAUGGGGAGAAUAAUUGGUGAAGAUUUAUCUAUUCAAGGGGUGCUCAUCAAGUUUGCCACAACAGACGGAGAUUCAACGUCAGCUACCGGAAUUGAAGAGGCAAUGAGAACUUUACAUCCUAUGUGGAAAGUUGAAAGACUAGCUGACCCAGCCCAUCUUAGUUCAUCUCAGUUUCGCCAAUGCUUUAAGGCUAAUUUUAGCGACGGAAUGUUCAGUGGCAAAACAAAAGUUGAAAAAACAAAUCAAAAGAAAACUUUGAGCCAGGACAUAAAAUCUAGGUGUAGCCUUGUGAUCAAAGAGAUGUACUCUACUUACUGCGGAGAUGUGGACAAACUGAAAAAACAGCUACCGAAAAUACUACAAGCAACUGUUAUGUGCUACGAUGGAGACUGUUCCAAGUGCCGUUCCAACUCUGUGGUCUGUAGUGGCGGUCACAGCAACAACUGGUGGAAUCGAUCCAUGUUUCUGGCUUCAAACAACUUAACGAGCCUGGAAAUGAAUGACAAUGAUAAGUUUCUGUUAAAUGAACUUUUAAAAACAAGAUUAAGUGAGGAAGCCAUUGACAAAACCCGUUAUAAGACUGACACUCAAAAAUGUGAGUCAAUAAAUCGUUCCAUAAACAUUUCGCUUCCAAAGAGUGUCAAAUAUGGAAGAAAUGCUAUGGGGCGGCUAUCAUCGACCUUUCUUCGAUCAAAUAUUGGGAUAAAGGAGGCAACACAGACAAAAGCAGAGUUUUUAGGGGCAAAAUUGUCCCCUAAGAGUUUACAAGCACUAAGCAGUAUUCAGAAAAAAUCAGUGUUCCUUAGAGAUUAUGAAACAAGACCAGAAGUUAAGAGAAGAAAGCUUCUCGCUCGAGGAAGAAAUAUCCAUGAAUUUGCAAAAUAUAAAAAAUUCAAUUCAACUGACAGUGGGUACAGAAAAGGACAAUUAGACAAAAUUUUACCUAGUGCUUCGCAGCAGUUGGAUGAUGAUCAUUCUUAUUCACAUUCGAAAUGA
This is a messenger RNA of Lottia gigantea (owl limpet), 1950 nucleotides long. RefSeq lists its product as hypothetical. The transcript has a single exon. The coding region runs from base 1 to 1950 and encodes 649 amino acids. Lineage: Eukaryota; Metazoa; Mollusca; Gastropoda; Lottiidae. The record is from RefSeq and is a predicted model, not a curated record.